CCCGUUGCUGGAUAACAGUGCGAAGCACGGCAUUAGGACCCUGCGGGCUCCCAGCGGAGCGCUCGGACCACGAAGCUCGCCGGCUCCGCCACAGAAAAGCUCAGUCCCUUUGUUUCAUCCUCAGUAGCGCUCCACUCCCUCCUCCACCCAUCUCCUCUACUCGGCGUCACACCGGUCUGGAUGAUUGCUAGGACGGCAACAUGGCUGUGAACCUCAGUAAGAAUAGACUGGCCCUCCUUACAGCUUACCAAGAUGUGAUCAGCGAGACGUGUUCCACCGACUGGGCUGUGUACACGUAUGAGGAUGAUGGCAACAACUUGACACUGGCGUCAUCAGGAGAGGGCGGGCUGGUGGAGGUCUCGGGGAAAUUCGACAGCUCGCUCGUCAUGUACGGCUUCUGCAGCCUCAAGGAUCCCGCGGCUUCGCUGCCGCGCUACAUCCUCAUCAACUGGGUUGGUGAAGAUGUCCCGGAUGCCAGGAAGUGUGCAUGCGCUAGUCAUGUUGCCACCAUCGCGGAGUUUUUCCAGGUCAGUCCUUCCAAGGAUGUUGGCAGAGAAGCCUCCACGGGGGUCAACGUCAUCAUCAACGCCAGCAGCGUGGACGACAUCGACCCCUCCGCCAUCGGACAAAAGCUGACCAACGGCACGACCCACGUGGCGAGCCCGGUGCUCAGUCGGCUGCGGGGGAAAGACGAGGAGCAGCCGGAGAACGUGGGUACCACCUACCAGAAGACCAAUGCGGAGAUCGAGAUGAAGAAAAUCAACAGAGAAGAAUUCUGGGAGCAGGCCAAGCGUGAGGAGGAGCUGCGCAAGGAGGAGGAGUUGAAGAAGGCCGCGGAGGAGCGGAAGCGGUUCGAGGAGGAGCGCAUGGAGCUGGAGCGGCGAGAGCAGGAGGAGCGUGAGAGGCGGUACCGCGAGAGGGAGCAGCAGAUCGAGGAGCACAGGAAGAAGAUGCAGGACGAAGAGGAGGCCAGAGAAAGGACAAGAGCCCAGACCCUUAUCACAGAGCCAAGCUGUGACGACAGUGCUCAGGACAAGAAGGAGUCAGAAGUGGAGGAGGCGGCGGCCAUCAUCGCCCAGAGGGCCGAUAACCCACGGGAAUUUUUCAGGCAGCGGGAGAAGGCCAUGGCCAACGAACAGGACGGCUCCCCUGUCACCAUCCACAGGACCGGCCGCUUGGACAGCCCAUUCUUGAAGCUCCAGCACAGUGAGCCGGGUCUGCCCCCCCAGGCGGCGUCGCACGCCCCACCUCACACCCGGUUGCAGCCAGGUCCACCUGAAAACUCAGCAGAAGGGUCCUCAGAUCGUGCCGUGGAGGGCCUCUCGCCUGCACCCAUCCCCACCAUCGUCACCACGCCCAUCCAGGAGGAGGACACCUACCAAAACGAUUGGGACCCUGAGCCCGAGCAGCGCACCCCCGUGCAAGAGUCGGCCCCCGCCAAACCUGUUCAGAGCGUGGCCCCAUUGGCCAGAGAGACACCUGACAACCACUCAGACUUCGGGGUGCCGCCUGACGCCCCGCCCCAGCAGGAGACGGACAGCCUCCUGGACCUAUGGGAGUCGGCGGGCCCCACCCCUGCUAUGGCACCCUCCCAGGCAGCCCACCUCGUGGACCUGAUGGGGGACCCUGUGGAGGCGGCGCCGGCCGAUGUCAGCGCCGGACUCCCUCAGCCGCUCCUCGACUUUGACGACCUGCCUGAGCCCCCCGCCUCCUUCUGCCAGGGCCCGGAUGGGAUGGAUGACCCGGCUCACCAGGUGGACCUGGGGGGCCCACACGAAAUGGGCCUCAGCUACCAGCACACGCUGGUGCAGGCCGGGGGCUCUGACAGCCGAGAACUGGAUGAUGGUCAACUGCUCAUGACCAACGGGGACUCGUUGCUCAAAGAGAGCACCCAGGCGAGCGAGGGUUACUUCAGCCAAUCACAGGAGGAGGAGUUCGCCCAAUCGGAAGACUGCUCUGCCAAAGCCACUCCGAUGCCAGUGUUUUAUAACAAACCGCCAGAGAUUGACAUAACUUGCUGGGACACAGACCCCGUGGUGGAAGAUGACGACUAACACGGUGCCAGACUGGAAGAGGGAGGUAGAAGAGACUCGCCUUCAAGAAACUUAACCGUGUAACAAUUAAUUAGUCUUGCAUUAAAAUUAAAAAAAAAAAAGUUACAAAAAAAAAAGUUUCGAAAAGGAACUUAAAAAGCAGUGAAGGGAUUUGGGGUUAUUGUUAAAGAUGCAAUUGAGUUUUUUAUUUUAAUUUUCUUGGCUUGGAGCUUGGGCUCCUCACAAUUACCCCCCUUUUGUUUUGGGCAUGCUGAGGACGGCUCACACGUGAUUUUCACCAUCUCACAGUGCGUGCGGCUUCUUGUCAGGCUGCAGACAGACUCCCUGUAUCAUGCAGGUGUAAACCGGAGCACUGAUGCCCCGGUCCUCAUUCAGCUGGUUUUCUCUGGGUCAAACCUGGAGCGGUCCAGUUCCAAUCUGCGGCCUCUUUCAUAUCCUUUACCUCACACAGGUCCAGAUCUUGCCCAAUGGCCCCCAAUAUUCCAAGUAUACAUGACUGAAACAACUGAUGUGGCCACUUUAAUUCUGCCUUAGCUGCAGGUUUAUAGCUAGUUUUUCUCAGAUUAGGGUAUCUGUGGAUUCAGGAAAACUGGCCCUUAGUGAAGGUGUAUGACUGGAAACUGAUAGAAGAUCAUUCCCACCCCCCAAAAAGUGGUUAAGUGAAAACAGACAAACAUACUUACAGCAAUAUAUUGCUUCGCUAGUAAAUUUAUAAAAAGUUUUCCUCAUUAAAGUUUCCCUAUCUCAAAGACCAAAGUUUAUGGAUUCAGACUACCUAUUAAAUGUGCGUAUUAAUCAGUAGAUUUAGAGAAGUUUUACUUAGUGGCGGUCGUGUUCCUGUCUAGUCCUUCUGUCUUCUCUAAACGUUCAAUGACUUGGGGAGAUUUUACUGGCUACCCCUGCGGACAACAGCGACCUGCUUUGUGAACCCGCCGGCACCACCGGACUACAACCGACCCAUUAGACUCUUUUUUUUGACAAGAAAAAAAGACUUUUUACAAAUACUGCUAUUUUUCAAGGUGACUUUUCAUUCCCACAGGAAUAUUCCACCUGCAAUGGUGUGGCUUCAUAAAUACAACAUAGCAACAUAAAGCUGAAUGUGACCUGGCAAGAACUGUUACAUCCUGGAGACUCGACAACUUCACAAAAAAAAAAAAAAAACAGAUAAAUCCUCGAAUAUUACUCUAAUGGCAAAUACUCUGUAAAGGUUUGUUGUCUUCCAUACUCUGUCCAGCCCAAGGAAACCUACUGACUUACCUGAGGCCUCAACACUGAACCCCCCCUCCCCCACCAAAAAGAGGAUCAAUGGAGAGGCCCUGUAGCCGAACAAGCAAUAAGACUGACCUACGUGAUCUGUGUGUAGUAUAGACGUGUAAAUAACCGUGAUUUUAGGAUUACUAAUCUAACGCCGAUUAACGGCGGCGACAUUAUUUAUAAGCGUGGACUAGAUUCAGUCAACUCGAGGGACACUUUUGGACUCGCGAUUCAAUAAGUCGAUGAUAAUAUUUAGCCGUUAGCGAUUGACUGGCUUGCGUGUUCCCCAGAAAAUCUGAUUUUGAACCAACCAGCAUCUUUAACAAUAACCACGGACCUCCUGACAUGGUUUCAGUGUCUGUCCACACCUUUUAAACAUCUUUUAAAGUUUACGCUGUUCCCCUGUCAUGCUGAGGAAUCCUCAGCCUCCCCUCCCCCACCCGCAACUCUGCCUUUGCGAAUUCUUGUCUUUCUUUUCCCAUAUUUUCUUCUAUGGCUCUCUCUCUGCUUGUUUUCAUCUGCUCGCCACCCUCUCCUCUUCAAAACAAGCACAAGACUUUAUUUUAUUUUUGUUAAUUGCUCCAUCCUCAUGUAUGUUAUUAAAGAACGUUAAAAACCUCCA
This is a messenger RNA of Brienomyrus brachyistius, 3930 nucleotides long. It is a transcript of the gene dbn1, whose product is annotated as drebrin 1. Gene Ontology annotation, molecular function: actin filament binding. The record is from RefSeq and is a predicted model, not a curated record. The transcript is spliced from 16 exons. Lineage: Eukaryota; Metazoa; Chordata; Actinopteri; Osteoglossiformes; Mormyridae. Gene Ontology annotation, biological process: positive regulation of dendritic spine morphogenesis; neuron projection morphogenesis; postsynaptic actin cytoskeleton organization. Bases 201 to 2054 code for a protein of 617 amino acids. Gene Ontology annotation, cellular component: plasma membrane; postsynaptic membrane; site of polarized growth.